This is a messenger RNA of Tuber aestivum (summer truffle), 2933 nucleotides long. The record is from the annotation of a GenBank genome assembly. NCBI's taxonomy places the organism in Eukaryota, Fungi, Ascomycota, Pezizomycetes, Pezizales, Tuberaceae.
UUCUAGGGCCCAGGGUUUCGAAAUCCCACUAAGCAACUCCAAUGAGAGACAUUUUUUCUCAUUAGUUCUUAGAUGUACCCGAGCACUGAGUACCGGAGUACGAGUACGAGUAUGAUACCAGUACAGGUACCGGUACUCCAACCUUACCCCAGCGGCCAACCGACCACUGGCCCCCAAACUGUUAUAAUACCGGUGCCGGAAAUUUCUCGGACCAACCUCACUCCUCUCCUCCCCCUCCCCUUCCUCCUCCCCUUCCUUUUCCUCUUCUUCUUGUUCUCUCCUCCUUUGGCCAGAGCUUCCUACACAAGGCAUAAUCAGUCUAUCGUGAACCCCCUAUCCUUUGAUCUCCCUAGAUUCAGUUAUGCGAGGAAAAUGGACCCAGCAGCACAAGCAACAAGAGCCGCAGCAGCAAGUAAGAUGGAAUCCUUCUUUUCUCUCCUCCCCCACUCUUUCGGUGAAUCAUUAUUUUCCCAUACCCUGUUACAGACCCCAUUUAAUAGCUCUAGCUAACUUUAGCUCUCUCUUUCUCUUCAGGAAAUGAUGCAAGUUGGCAUGUCUUUCACCCCUCCCGAUUGAUAUCAUACUCCCUAGCACAUCUGCCUCCAAAGACGCAUAUCCACUUAUGAAACAAACACCCAUUCAUAUCCUCCUUCUGUACAAAACCGCGAGCCUCCUCAGUAACGCUAAUUGCAAUCGCUCCCUCUCGCUCUCUGUAGAUCGCUCAGAGUAAUUCCGCCUUCCCCUCUGUCCAUUUUCGCCCCAUUUACACUCUGUUCUCCUCCCGCCCCAUCUCUCCACUCCCCACCAUUGACAUGAGUGUACUCUGAUUCUUGAGACGCACUAGCUCAGUCCCCCCUUUCUGGAGAGGCCGCUCAAGUAAUUCCACCCAGGCACAGAGAGCGGGUUCGCAGUCGGUUUCCUGCCCCUAUGCUAAAUGUUCAAACUUCAAGUGUUUGUACCAUAAAACUUAUCGGUGACAUCUCCCGUAGGACACGAGACCCCUCAAAAAUUGUCGGCGCCUCAUACUCACAUGCCGACAUGCUAAAGUUCGAAUCACUGUAUUUAUCCUUCUCUUUUGUCCUAAGAUCUUAUCCUGUGCAGUCAUUGUAUCUCACCACCACCCCAGAUCCGUUCAGCCAAAGCCACCAGCUGCUUCCGGAAGCCAUACCCCCCCUCCCCCUUUACCGAACGGACCUAUAAAGAGCUUCUCCGACUACAUGAAUCAGACAGAUGAGGAUUGGGAUGCAGAUGUAGGAGACGAGACACCAGAUGACUUUCUACAGAACAAACUAAAGCCACCGCUAUCCAUUGAGCACCAGCCCGCCGUUAGCCCUAAGUUCGGGGGGGCCUCUAACAGUACAGAUCUAGCUUCGAAGGGGCCGUCAUACCCCAGCACAAGAAGGAAAGACAACCAGGGACUCAAGCCACAGUUCGAAGGCCUAGUCCGAGGCGAGUUUCCACCCCAAUGUAUUCGACUUGGUACAAUAGCGAAGGCUGACCGCCCACACAUACAGACCCCGGCAACUCCCUACACAUGAUCUACCAUCCCACACUCUCCUUGGAUACCCAUACGGCGGCCGAGAUAGAACGACUGAAUGCUCGUAUCAAGCGCAUCAAUAAAUUUAAGCGGAUCUUGCAAUCGUCGACGGUGGACCUGAACGAGCUUAGGGAGAUAUCAUGGAACGGAAUACCUGACGAGCUCCGGCCAAUGGCAUGGCAGAUGCUACUGGGCUAUUUACCCGCAAACAGCGACCGUAGAGUCGGCACGUUGGAACGUAAGAGGAAGGAAUUCAUAGAUGGCGUGAAGCAAGCCUUCGUCCGGGGUACUAGCGGGCUAGAUCAAACCAUAUGGCACCAGAUAUCCAUUGAUGUGCCCAGGACUAACCCGCAUCUUCCACUAUAUGGAUUCGAGACGACCCAGCGCUGCUUAGAGCGGAUAUUGUAUGUUUGGGCGAUAAGACAUCCAGCGAGCGGAUAUGUGCAAGGAAUCAACGAUCUCGUGACGCCCUUCUUUCAGGUUUUUUUGUCGGCUUAUAUAGGUGCACCCCUCAGCCGGGUAUAGUGAACUCGUUUUUCUGAUUUGUUUUAGAUGGUGAAGUGGAAACCUUCGAUCCCAGCUGUUUGCCAAAAGAAGUUCUAGAUGUGGUUGAAGCGGAUUCUUUUUGGUGCCUAACAAAACUGCUCGAUGGCAUACAAGACAACUACAUUCACACGCAACCGGGGAUUCAACGACAAGUCACGGCUUUGAGAGAUCUGGUGCAAAGAAUAGACGUAGACUUAACUAAACACCUCAGCGAACAUGGCGUCGAGUUUAUUCAGUUCAGUUUCCGCUGGAUGAACUGCAUGUUAAUGCGGGAGGUUAGCGUGAAGAACACAAUCCGGAUGUGGGAUACGUAUAUGGUGGGCCCAUUAACUUACAUCCCUUCGCAAUAUACUUGAUACUUACAAUUUCCGCAGGCGGAAGGACAAUCUGGGUUUUCAGAGUUUCACCUCUACGUUUGUGCAGCGUUUCUAGUCAAAUGGUCGGAGCAACUUCAAAAGAUGGAUUUUCAGGUAUUUCCGUCUAGCGGAUACAAACAGCAUGCCAAUUAGAUGCUAACGGUAGUAGAACAUAAUGAUGUUCCUCCAAUCUAUCCCAACGCAAUCCUGGGGCGAGAAAGAAAUGGAGAUCCUCCUGAGCGAAGCGUACCUCCCUUCCCUAUCCUCCCCAAAAUUGAGGUCCGCGGCUCACGAAAAGCAGUUUCCUCUGGCAAUCCCUCUUCCGAAACUCAAGCGCCCACCUCCGCCAGCAAACCCCAAAUAUACCUCCCCCAAGCACAAGCCCAUGAUAUGCCAAUCCAUUCAGCCAUCUUUCUCCUUUUUUACCGCAGCCUUUCCCUUCUAGAUCCCACAUGUACAAUAAUAACGAAAAAAAAUACAAUCAGGUCAACCUU